Engraulis encrasicolus (European anchovy) is the source of this 1784-nucleotide messenger RNA. RefSeq lists its product as uncharacterized. The transcript has 4 exons. The record is from RefSeq and is a predicted model, not a curated record. Bases 25 to 1656 code for a protein of 543 amino acids. Lineage: Eukaryota; Metazoa; Chordata; Actinopteri; Clupeiformes; Engraulidae.
GGCACGUGACGUGACGAAUGCAAGAUGGCUGCUACCAGUGAAAUUAAACCAAAUAACUUGAACUCAGAUGAUUCAAGUUCUUUGCCGUUAAAAUCCAAAGAAGAAGAAGAAGAAGAAGAAGAAGAAGAAGAAGAAGAAGAUCCAAGUUCUUUGAUUAGGCCUACAUUAGAAAGGUUCGCGGUUUCAUGCAGCAGUACGGAUCCAGAUUGGGAAGAAGAAAAUCUCCACCGCCAAAAAACCACCAGAAAAAGAAUAAAGACAGAAGAAGUCGAAACAUCAAAACAUUUGCGGUGCUAUGCGCACAUACCGUUAGCUUCUAAAGAACAUGAAGCAUGCCAUCCUUUCACAAUGACACGGUGGAAUACGUACAGGAACUGCAUGCGACAGUGGCUCUAUUUGAGUGGUGAGCACAGAAAGACGGCUGAGGCACACACACACUGCCUUGAUCUGGAGUAUGAAGACAUUCCCGAGGACGCUGGUUUCCAUCCCAGAUGCUAUUCAAGGUUUAUUGACAGGAGAGAAAUCUCACGAGUGGAAAAGCGUCUCAUACGCAAGGGAAACGAUGAGAGGCCUGCUAGUACUGACACUCAACCAGUGACUGAAGACAACUCAAGGAGUGAAGAUAAUUCAAUCCCAUCAACAUCGACUCCGAGUGUUACACAGGAAAGUAGAUCAGACUUGCCCAUCUCCAUCCCUGACCCACUCCCUUUUGACCUCUGCAUACUUUGCAAGAAAAAGAAAUACACCCGCAAUUGCAUAACAGGCAAGCGAAAUGUAGAGUAUUUGACGACAGCGUCAACAAAAGGCAAGUUAUUGCAAGCUGCUGAGAAAAACGACGACCAUACCAUUCUUCUUCACAUUAAAGAUGAAGACUGUGUGGCUCUGGGGGUGCAGUACCACAGGAGUUGUUACAGAGAAUACACCAGAAAGAAAACAACGAAGGUGGAGGAGCCAACGUUUGAUGUGAGCUACAAGAUGUUCUGUGAGAGGAUCAUCCGCCAAAGGCUGAUUAACAACCAGGAAGUGAUGAAAAUGGAGCAGCUGCAGAAGAUCUUCACUGUCAUGGCGACAUCCAUUGAAGGCCUUGAUGCUUCAGAUUACAGUGAGGUGAAGUUGAAGAGUAGGCUGCGCCGCGAUUUCCAUCAGCUCGUAUUUCAAACCCUCAAGCGCUGCCCUUCCCAGUUGGUUUUUGCUGAGUCACCGACAGAGACAGAGACGCCCAUGGACACGACACAACCUUCCCCAGCAGCAGAGCAACCCUCCCAGUCCGGGGAGACGACUCCGUCAAACAGCGCGACUGAAGAAAAGACGGUAGACUUGCACACAACACCAGAGGAGACCAGGACACUGUACACAGCCGCGCUGCUGCUGAAAACACUGUUAAGUGAUGCUCCCCCUCCACAAGAUGUAUCUGUUAAUGAAGGGCUAACUGUCGUUCCCCUUGAACUCUUUAAUUUAGUUAGUUGGGUAAUAGGGGCCAGUGAGGAGCCCACACUGGAACACACGGUCAACAUUCCUGAUGAUCUGCAUUUAAAAGUUUUGUCGGUGUGUCAGGACAUUGCCUACCUUGCUUCCAGGGACCAAAAGCAGUCAGUGUGUCCUUGGCAUCUGGAAGAUGAGAACCUACACGUCACAUUGAGGACAAAGCCAUCAUGAUGGCAGGGGAAGACAUUCAAAGUUUACCAAUCAGAUCAAACAAAAAUGUUGAACCUGCUAGCACAAGACUAAGCGUACAGAAGUCCAGUCAACAUCCCAGAUGAGACUGCCCGUGUGUGUGUGUGUGU